This is a messenger RNA of Ahaetulla prasina, 5762 nucleotides long. It is a transcript of the gene LTBP1, whose product is annotated as latent transforming growth factor beta binding protein 1. Gene Ontology annotation, molecular function: calcium ion binding; transforming growth factor beta binding. The coding region runs from base 152 to 4951 and encodes 1599 amino acids. Lineage: Eukaryota; Metazoa; Chordata; Lepidosauria; Squamata; Colubridae. The record is from RefSeq and is a predicted model, not a curated record. The transcript has 30 exons.
GGUGGGUGAAAGGAGCCGCACUUUCCGAGCAACGCAAGCGGAGGGGGAUUGCAAAGCAGCAAGGGACUCCGUGCGUUUCUUUUGUCUGCGCUGAAAGUUGGUGGGAAUUUGCCUGGCGGCAGAGAAGUCCCCUGGAAUUGGAAGAGAAGCGAUGGCUUGGAUCAGGUGGGCUUUCCUGCUCUGUGCCUGUGCCUUUUGGUGCCCAAUGCUUGACGCUUCCGAAAAGGCGAAUGUGAGGACGGUCACCUAUGUGCUGCAACCGGGAGCGUCUCAGAGCCGCCGGCAGAGCGGAAGACAGCAGCAGCGCCUGUUCAACCUGGAGCUGGUGGAUACCCCUUACGGCAACUCUCGGCGCAGCAGCACUAGCACCUUGGAGCGAAGUCGCCGGAUGAGCAAACCAAGCAAUCCCGGCGUGCAGCUCCGCUUGGGUCCCACCGUGCGUCUUCAACACAAACCUGCCGGCAUCCACACGGCAGCCUCCUCCUCCUCCUACGCCAAAGCUGGAAAAAUCGUCUUGCGCUCCAAGACCCAGCAGCGCCAGAGCAACGGCACCUCCGGCGCUAAGAUCCACCCUAAAGCCCAUCUGCGGCAACUGCAAGGGGUGAAUGUCUGUGGUGGGCAAUGCUGUCACGGCUGGAGCAAAGUUCCUGGGUCCCAGAGGUGCACCAAACCCAAUUGUUCACCACCAUGCCAGAAUGGAGGGAUGUGUCUACGACCCCAGUUGUGUGUCUGUAAGCCAGGUACGAAAGGAAGUGUCUGUGAGGAUGCCACCAAGCAAGAAACUGUUUCACCUGGAGGAUCAAGUCCGGCUACUCCACCCUGGCCUAUCCCUCAGCGGUCAGUUCAACAGAUGUUAUCAAAGAAGGUGCAGGUCCAGCAGAAAUCAAAUCCCAUGGCUCAGAUGACAUUCACACUCAAGCAGAAACCUCCUGGAUUAUCUCAGCAGGCACAGCCACAAAUUAUCCCUCUUUCAUCCCAGAAUUUGAUGAUGAAUGUGCAUCAUGGCCAAACGCAUGAAUAUGUUAUCAAGCCUAAGUACUAUCCGUCAAAGAAAGUGCUCUCAGGAGAACAGUCCACAGAGAGCUCUUUACCUCUAAGAAUGAGCCAGGAUCAGCUUGCAACAUCAUAUCAGAUGGGAAAUCACACAGGACGCAUAAAGGUGGUUUUUACACCCAGCAUUUGUAAAGUGACUUGUAAAAAAGGCACCUGUCAAAACAGCUGUGAGAAAGGAAAUACAACAACGCUGAUUAGUGAAAAUGGGCAUGCUGCUGACACCUUGACAGCUCCCAACUUCCGAGUAGUUAUUUGCCACCUUCCUUGCAUGAAUGGUGGCCAGUGCAGCUCAAGAGACAAGUGCCAAUGUCCUCCUAAUUACACUGGUAAACUCUGCCAGAUCCCUGUGCAGAGUGGAAGUACUUCACAACUUUAUCAUAAUUCGCAACAAGUAAGCAAAACUGUGGGAUCUCAUGUCAUCCAUUCCACACAUACUUUACCACUGACUGUGCCUGGGCAGCAAGGAGCCAAAGUGAAAAUUCCUCCUAACUUUGUAAAUAUCCAUGUUAAACAUCCACCUGAAGCUUCUGUGCAGUUUCAUCAAGUUUCAAGGAUUGACAGCACUUCAGCAGGUCAGAAACCAAAACCAAAGCCUCCCACAUCGGGACAGUCCCAGAGUCCUUAUCAAAGCCUACCAUUUCAGAAGACCCAGAAAAUUCAUUCAACCUACAUUCAUCAGCAGCCUAUCACUCAUACUUUUCCUGUUUCUGCUAAAACACAACUUGGACGAUGUUUCCAGGAGACAGUUGGGACCCAGUGUAGCAAAGCACUUCCUGGCCUCUCCAAGCAAGAAGAUUGCUGUGGGACUGUGGGAACUUCCUGGGGUUUUAACAAGUGCCAAAAAUGUCCAAAGAAGCCAGACAUUAAUGAAUGCCAGUUACAAGGGGUUUGCCCUAAUGGUGAGUGUUUAAAUACCAUGGGCAGCUAUAGGUGUACCUGCAAACUGGGAUUUGUACCAGAUCCUACUCUUUCCAGAUGUAUCCCUGAUAAUCCCAUGGUCACUGAAGAGAAAGGGCCCUGCUACCGGUUUGUCAGUGCAGGAAAGCAGUGUAUGCACCCUCUCUCUGUUCAGCUCAGCAUGCAGCUCUGCUGUUGCAGUGUUGGCAAAGCCUGGGGGCCCCGCUGUGAAAAAUGUCCCCUUCCAGGAACAGCUGCUUUUAAGGAAAUCUGCCCUGGUGGAAUGGGCUAUACAGUUUCUGGCUCUCAUAGAAACAAGCUAUACCAUCACCCUGCAGUUAGAGUUCAGCCACCUGUCUUUGGCAAGACCCAGAUUACUCAUCCUGUUGCUAAAGGUCCUUCUCCUCCACCUCUCCCAGCAAAGGAGGAGCCAGUGGAGGCACUGACCAUCUCACAGAAAAGUGAGCCCGAGGUGGCUGUGAGAGAAGUGGUGGAGAAAACCUCUCCUCCGCUGCCUGUAGAAGUUGGACCAGAUGUCUCCACUUCAAGUGCUAGUCAAGUGAUAGCACCAACUCAAGUUACAGAAAUCAAUGAAUGUACAGUCAACCCAGACAUCUGUGGACAAGGACAUUGCAUUAACUUGCCUGUGGGAUACACCUGCUUAUGCUAUGAUGGAUAUAGGCUUAAUGAUCAACAAACAAAAUGUUCUGAUAUUAAUGAAUGUUCUCAGACUCCUCAUCUCUGUUCCCUUGGGCGUUGUGAAAAUACAGAAGGAAGCUUCCUAUGUAUUUGCCAGGCCGGGUUCAUGGCCAAUGAACAAGGAACAGAUUGUGUUGAUGUUGAUGAAUGUGCCAGGCUUGAUACCUGUGGAGAAGGACUCUGUGUAAACACCAUUGGUUCAUAUAAAUGUGAAUGUGACAGGGGAUUCCAGAUGAACAGAAGGGGCCAGUGUGAAGACAUUGAUGAGUGCUCAGUGCCACAUACAUGUCCAGAUGCAGAGUGCAUUAAUGCUCCUGGUUCUUACCAAUGUAUCCCUUGUAGAGAUGGAUUCAGAGCAUGGAACGGAAAGUGUCAUGAUGUAAAUGAAUGUCAGUAUAGCAGUCUUUGCACAAAUGGCCAGUGUGAAAACCUUGAGGGAUCUUUCAGAUGCCUUUGUAGCCAAGGUUAUCAACUUUCCCCAGCAGGAGAUCAGUGUGAAGAUGUAGAUGAAUGUCAGCAUCAGCAUCAGGAGCAGCUCUGCAUAAAUGGGCAAUGCAGAAAUGUAGCUGGAUCUUACAGGUGUAUUUGUGAGCAGGGGUAUCAGUUGUCACCUGCAAGAGACUAUUGUGAAGAUAUUAAUGAAUGCCAAGAAGACAAGAAUGUUUGUCGUGGGGGUACUUGCAUUAAUACCAAAGGGUCUUAUGAGUGUACAUGUCCAGAGGGCUUCCAGUUAAUGCCUUCUAGAGGCUGUCAAGAUAUCAAUGAAUGUGCAGGAUCCAACUUCUGUUCAUCCCAUGGAAAAUGUUUAAAUACUGAGGGUUCCUUCCGCUGCAUUUGUGAACAGGGUUUUAUGGUUUCUAGAGAUGGCAGAACAUGUGAAGAUAUUGAUGAAUGUGCAAACAGUACUAUAUGCGGUGACCAUGGUGUCUGUGAAAAUUCCCCUGGCUCCUAUCGCUGUCUUUGUUAUCAGGGAUAUCAAUAUCUACAGGAUGGGCAGGGCUGUAUGGAUGUGAAUGAAUGUGAAAUGCUGAGUGGGGUAUGUGGUGAAGCUCUCUGUGAAAAUGUGGAAGGCUCCUUCCUGUGUCUGUGUUCCAAUGAAAAUCAGGAAUACGACCCAAUGAGUGGACUGUGUCAGUUCCGCUCCUCAACAGAGAUUCCAGACAGAACCAAAGAAACAGUUGAAAAGAAGGAAUGUUACUACAAUCUAAAUGACGCAAAUUUUUGUGAUAAUGUAUUAACAUCCAAUGUUACAAAGCAAGAAUGCUGUUGUACUUUGGGUGCUGGCUGGGGUGACAACUGUGAAAUAUUCCCAUGUCCCGUGCUUGGAAGUGCUGAGUUUAUUGAGCUGUGUCCUGAAGGGAAAGGGUUUAUACCAUCUGAAGAACCACAUUAUGGAGAAGUUGCACAUAGUUACAAAGAUGCUGAUGAAUGCCAGCUCUUCGGCCAAGAAAUAUGUAAAAAUGGCUUCUGUUUAAACACACAGCCAGGUUAUGAAUGUUACUGCAAACAGGGCACAUAUUAUGAUCCUAUAAAACUUCAGUGCUUUGAUACAGAUGAAUGUCAGGACAUCAACAGCUGUAUUGAUGGCCAGUGCAUCAAUACUGAAGGCUCUUACAGUUGUUUCUGCACACACCCAAUGGUUCUGGAUUCUACAGGAAAGCAGUGCAUCAGACCAGCGGAAUCUAGUGAGCAAACUGAAGAAAGUGAUGUCUACCAGGAUCUUUGCUGGCAACAUCUGAAUGAAGAUUUUGUUUGCAGUCAACCUCUUGUUGGGAAGCAGACUACUUACACUGAAUGCUGUUGUUUAUAUGGCGAUGCAUGGGGCAUGCAGUGCGCCCUGUGCCCCAUGAAAAACUCAGAGGACUAUGCCCAGCUAUGCAACAUUCCUGUUCCUGGAUCCCGGCCAUACGGACAAGACGCCUUGGUUGACUUUGAACAGGAACAUUACACUUCAGAAACUGAUCCAUAUUUCAUGGAAGACCGUUUCCUGAAUAGCUUUGAGGAAUUACAAGCUGAAGAAUGUGGAAUUCUGAAUGGAUGUGAAAAUGGACGUUGUGUCAGGGUGCAGGAAGGAUAUACCUGUGACUGUUUUGAUGGCUACCAUUUGGACAUGACCAAAAUGACAUGUGUUGAUGUGAAUGAAUGCAAUGAACUGAAUAAUAGGAUGUCUCUGUGUAAGAACGCCAAAUGCAUCAAUACUGAAGGAUCUUAUAAAUGUGUGUGUCUUCCGGGCUUUGUCCCUUCGAACAGGCCAAACUACUGCACACCCUUGAACUCAGACCCAGAAAGUGACCUGGAGUGAGCCCUGUGAUUUUAAGUCUGUAUACUCUGCACUGUAUAAACAAAAGGCAACAGAGAGAAAAGCAUAUUUAACUUGUGUUAAGGAUGUGCCUAAUCCAGAGGUUGGCUAUAUAUGAAAAACAAGCAAUAAAAUAUCUUCUUAAAAGUGAAAGGUGAUGAUUUAAUAUAUAUCAUCUUCACUAAAGCAGCAGACCAAAUGGACACAUUUCCCUGUGUGGAAGAAGUAAUUAAAUAUACUAUGUGUUCAUAAAUGAAAUUCAUGGGAAUAAGCAAUAAAUGCUGUUAUUUUGAACAGAAGGGUUUGGGGUUUUGUUUCUAUUUUGUUGGGGGGCGGGGUUGAUUUGUUUUUGUUUUUUUUACUAUUGCUUGAUUUAUUUGGUAUAUAAUUAGUUGUGAAAACGUUAUAGUCCUUCUUUAUUUAGCAAAUCUUUGCCUAAUGUUCCUUUCAAAGCUUCCCCCCCCCCCGGCUUUUGAUCCAGCUAUGGCAAGAUUAAGCAAUUUUCCAAACACAAAGUAAUGUUCGUCUUUGUCUGGAACAUUGGCCAGUGACUUUUAAAAAUUGCUAAAUGACUGCCCUGUGGAGCAGGCACUGUUCUUUAAAAGAAUGUACAGCCCAUGGAGAGAAGUCUUUUGUAUUCCUUUUGUACUUCACACGGCCUUUUACUGCACUUACCGUGCAUUACAGCCAGACUUGCCAAGUUUCAAAGCUGCUAGAGGAGUUCCUGUUUGUAUUGUAAUAUAUAAAUUGAACACAGAUCUUGCGUUGGUUACCCUAACAUAUUAAAGCUCAAUAAAAUCUGUUUUUUAAAGAA